UCUCGCAGGAAUUCUGAAGAGCUGCAACAAUGCACCCGUGAAUAAUGAGUAGUACCUACUGUGGCAACUCUUCAGCUAAGAUGAGUGUCAACGAAGUAUCAGCUUUCUCCUUGACUCUGGAGCAAAAGACUGGCUUUGCUUUUGUUGGGAUUUUGUGUAUCUUCUUGGGACUUCUAAUUAUCAGAUGCUUCAAAAUCCUGUUAGACCCAUACAGCAGCAUGCCUUCCUCUACCUGGGAGGAUGAAGUUGAAGAGUUUGAUAAAGGGACAUUUGAAUAUGCACUGGCGUGAGAGUCCCAGCUUGAUAGGUUUUAUGGUUGUGCCAUUGGGACACGUGGCGGAUACGUUUGUAAUUACCUUGAGUGUGCAGGAGAGCAGUUCAGUUAGUGCACUGAGUUCAGUAAACAUCUGCGGUUAAUUUAUCCACCAUGCUGUGUAAAUAAUAAACCA
Messenger RNA from Lemur catta (Ring-tailed lemur), 449 nucleotides. It is a transcript of the gene CTXN2, whose product is annotated as cortexin 2. The record is from RefSeq and is a predicted model, not a curated record. The coding region runs from base 45 to 290 and encodes 81 amino acids. Lineage: Eukaryota; Metazoa; Chordata; Mammalia; Primates; Lemuridae. The transcript has a single exon.